Messenger RNA from Marasmius oreades (fairy-ring Marasmius), 1222 nucleotides. It is a transcript of the gene IDH1, whose product is annotated as isocitrate dehydrogenase (NAD(+)) idh1, variant 2. Gene Ontology annotation, molecular function: isocitrate dehydrogenase (NAD+) activity. Gene Ontology annotation, cellular component: mitochondrion. Bases 341 to 1222 code for a protein of 293 amino acids. Lineage: Eukaryota; Fungi; Basidiomycota; Agaricomycetes; Agaricales; Marasmiaceae. The record is from RefSeq and is a predicted model, not a curated record. The transcript has 9 exons. Gene Ontology annotation, biological process: isocitrate metabolic process; tricarboxylic acid cycle.
AAUCUGUCUUCCGUCGCAAUCCGUGCUCUUCUCCAUCUUUCGCGAUGCUCCGUAACGCUCUUGCAGGUUCAGUCCGUCCAGUUAUCGCAAACUCACAACGUUCUGCGACAACCCUCUCUGCAGGAUUCCCGAAAGUCACCCAAAGAGUCAGUUCCGCUCGCUCAGUUUAUUGUCAGCUCAUGGCUUUAUUCGAUCUUAGCAACCCUCUAAAUACGGCGGUGUCUAUACUGUUACCCUGAUACCUGGAGAUGGUAUCGGUCAGGAAAUUACGGAUUCGGUGAAGGAAAUCUUCGAGCAUGUCAACGCUCCCAUUGAAUGGGAACAAUAUGAUGUCUCCGGGAUGUCUUCUUCAGGAGAGGCCCUUUUCAGACAAGCCAUGGAUAGCUUGAAGCGGAACAGAGUUGGUUUGAAAGGAAUUUUGUUCACGCCAAUUUCUCAGUCCGGCCACAUUUCAUGGAAUGUGGCCAUGCGCCAGCAGCUCGACAUCUAUGCUUCUGUCGUUCUUUGCAAGUCGUUACCUGGAUUCCCGACACGCCACUCGAAUGUGGACUUUGCGAUCAUCCGUGAAAACACUGAGGGUGAAUACUCUGGCUUGGAGCACCAGAGCUAUCCUGGCGUUGUAGAGAGUUUGAAGGUUUCCACACGCGCCAAAGCCGAACGUAUCACCAGGUUUGCGUUCGACUUUGCUUUGAAGAACGACAGGAAGAAAGUUACAUGUGUUCACAAGGCUAACAUCAUGAAGCUCGGAGAUGGUUUAUUCCUGAACACUUUCCGGCGAGUCGCUGAGGAAUACAGGUCAUCCGGUAUCGAAUUCAAUGACAUGAUUGUCGACAACACUUCGAUGCAACUCGUCGCUAAGCCUGGUCAGUUCGACGUCAUGGUCAUGCCAAACCUGUACGGUGCCAUUGUCUCCAACAUAGGCGCUGCCCUUGUCGGCGGCCCCGGUAUCGUCCCAGGUUGUAAUGUUGGACGAGAAUACGCUUUGUUCGAGCCGGGCUGCAGACACGUCGCCAACGAUAUCAUGGGUACCAACCGUGCAAACCCAGCUGCUAUGAUCCUCAGCGCAACUAUGAUGUUGCGACAUCUCGGCCUCGAUUCCAUUGCAAACAGCAUUGCCACCGCGACGUUUGAUGUAAUUAAUUCUGGCAAAGUACGCACUGCUGAUAUGGCUGGGUCUGCAACUACUUCCGACUUCACCGCAGCAGUCAUCAAGAGCCUCUAA